AUCACUGUUCUUAAAACUGUAGUUCAGCGAUUGCAUCUUAUAUAAUUACUAGAGAGAGAGAGAGAGAGAGAGAGAGGAGUUCCAGCAAGCCGCAUAAAUCAGUGCAUCUGGACCAGGAAUUCUAUAGAUUAAAGGUUCCCUGGAUAUGGAACCGAGCUCCAUAGAACUCAAAGUGUUGUCCUGUAAAGAUCUAAGAGCAUUCAAUUUCUUCCAGAAACUCUCAGCUUACACACUCGUCUCGAUUGUAAGUGAUGAUCCCAGCAAAAAACUAGAGCAGAAUCAGCAACAGAGAACUCCAAACGACAUAGAAGGCGAGGGGAAUCCCGAUUGGAAUCAUGAGAUGCGCUUUGAUUUGAAAGAGGUAUCAUUGGAGGAUUAUGACCACCUCUUUAUACAUUUUGAUGUGCGCCAUCAAGGUCUUAUGUUUGGAGACAAGACCAUCGGAGAAGUCCAUGUGCCCUUGAAGGACCUCAUCAAAGAAUCUAACUUUGGUGUUGUCCGGUUCGUGAGUUAUCAGGUCCGGACAACUGACGGAAGACCCAAUGGCGUUUUGAGUUUCUCCUGCAAGGUGAAUGGAAAGGGUAAGAACAGUAAUAUGGGGACUGGUUCCGAGUUUCCCGUGAUUCAUGAUCAGCAAACUUCACAUGAGAUUCAUUAUCCAUCGCUGAAAUUGCAAAAUCUCUCCGAGGAAUGUCUCUCUUUUGCCCCACAGCAAGUUCACUUUUUGCUACCUGGAGUGCAGUACCCAUCCUAUCGAACUCACCAUCCGCCACCAGAUGCCUAUUAUCCGCCGCCGCCGCAUGGGGCGUGUUACCACCCCGCGCCACCUCCGCCUCCACCGCAUCCGCCGCCGCAUGGGGCGUGUUACCACCCCUCUCGUCCACAGUGGGUUUAUCCAUGGGCGCCAAACCCGUACAAACUAGGAGGUGGUUAUGAUUAUUAUGGUGCAGCACAUGGGACCCCUGGAAGCUCCGUCUUAGCAGAGCCACAUGGGAUUGAUAAUGAUGUCGGAGAGGCGUGUUCAAAUUCUGAUUCUCGAGCUGCAAAUGAUCGCGAAGAUCCCUUCCGGAAUGGCAGGUAAAGGAGGGCUUUUAGGAAGUAUUAUAGCUAGUGGUCUCGGCUUUGAAAUGUUGUUGGGCUAGCUGUUCCUCUCUUUUUUGUUUGCUUACCAUCAGUAGCAUUAAUCGAACCGGUUUUAGUAUUUAUUUUUUUUGAAUAA
Carya illinoinensis is the source of this 1219-nucleotide messenger RNA. Its product is annotated as protein SRC2 homolog. NCBI's taxonomy places the organism in Eukaryota, Viridiplantae, Streptophyta, Magnoliopsida, Fagales, Juglandaceae. The transcript has a single exon. The record is from RefSeq and is a predicted model, not a curated record. Bases 146 to 1081 code for a protein of 311 amino acids. Gene Ontology annotation, biological process: defense response.